Molecule: messenger RNA, 1280 nt
Organism: Daldinia vernicosa
Lineage: Eukaryota; Fungi; Ascomycota; Sordariomycetes; Xylariales; Hypoxylaceae
Product: Tim17-domain-containing protein
Exons: 2
Coding region: 178-879 (233 amino acids)
Biological process (GO): protein import into mitochondrial matrix
Cellular component (GO): mitochondrial inner membrane; TIM23 mitochondrial import inner membrane translocase complex
Molecular function (GO): transmembrane protein transporter activity
Source: RefSeq, a predicted model, not a curated record
GCCACUCAUCUACGCAAGGAAACUUUUUUUUUUAAUCGGCGAAAGCUUCGGUCACUUGCCCUCUGCCCUGGACCCGCGAUUUCGCAUACUGCGAGAAGAGACACGGCGGCAGCAUACACCGUAGCGUAUAAUUCUCUUCUUGCCUGACAUCACAGUAUUAUAAUUGCACCCGGCAGCAUGUCAAUUUGGGAUGCGCUCACCGGACGAAAGUCCUCAUCCUCACAAUCGUCAUCUCCCACCUCCGCUUCCGCGCCCGCACCGACCGAAAACCUCACACCAGCUCCCUUCAACCCGGAAGAGGCGCAAGGGGUAGACUCCUUCUUAAAGAGCUCCGAGUUUGCCGAUCCCUCCUUACUACACCCUCUAGCAGGCUUAGACAAGGAUAGCUUAGAAUACUUAAGCUUAGAGGAUUCUGCUCUGUCGGAUCUUCCCGGCGCACAGUCUGCGAUCCCUUCCCGAGGUUUUAGUGACGAUUUGUGUUAUGGAACUGGUAUCACAUACCUCACAGCAUUAUCAAUAGGAGGUGUGUGGGGACUCCAAGAGGGAUUGAGAAGAUCUCAAGGUCAACCGCCGAAGCUACGUCUAAACUCGGUCUUGAAUGCCGUUACACGGAGAGGGCCGUUCCUUGGUAAUUCUGCGGGUGUCGUCGCCAUCACAUAUAACUGUUUCAAUUCGGCUAUCGGCUAUCUUAGAGGGAAACACGACUCCGCAAACACCAUAGCGGCAGGUAUUUUAAGCGGCAUGCUAUUCAAGAGUACAAGGGGGCUCCGGCCAAUGUUAAUCUCGGGUGGUAUUGUGGGCUCAAUAGCAGGAGCAUGGGCGAUCACGAAGAAAGUUGUGCUAUCUCCGGAGACUCGAGGACACGAGCAACACCUUUAGGUCUAAUGAUAUAUGCUAAGUACUAGAUACGUUGAUUCUCAGCUCGGGAAUGCGGCCAAGGAUAUGGUUAUGUAUGAUGUUGAGCCCGAGAACUAGGCCUUGCGCCGCACGAUAUCGCGAUUUAAUUGGGUGAACAAAGUUUACGAGUUGGUUGUGGAACGAUGGAUGAUCUCUCCUCCGGCUUAGGCAUGUGUAUAAAAUAGGUGGUUAAGAGCAUUAGAAAGCAUCCACGGUCGUGGAUAGGUAGGCGUUCAAGUCGGCAACGGGACGGAAUUGAAUUUCCAAUUUUGAACGAAGCAGAAUUAUACCAAGCAGCUUAGGUACAACGCGUGACGUCAGGGGAAAAGGGGAAAGAAACGAUAGGAAGUGACGGCCCUUCUUAAACCCCUAUCUUUACCUAG